CCCUUUCCUGUCAAAGAUGGCGGCGACCUUGUGUGUACGGUUGCUACCUAAACAGGGGUGGCUGCCUCUGACACAGAGUGUCCGGCACGGCUCCAAAUCGGUGACCCGACACAGGAAACCCAUCCACUUGCUCAAACAGAAGCUCCUGGCCGUCACAAAGUACGUCCCUCCUCCACGGGCGGCUCCUCUGGGCGCGUAUCCGUCCGAAAGCCAAAAGGUUCAAGAGGAUAGCGGUUUGCUGUUGAUCCUGAAGAAUGAUUUGAAAAGUGUUUUCCGGGACAACAAAAUGAUCGCCGUGGUCCAGAACAACAGCAGCAGCGCCGAGGACAUGAUGACCCUAAAGCACCGGCUUUUUAAACACGGCAUCCGGGUCAAGUUCUUCCCCAACGAAGUGACGCGAUCGUUCCUCAGCGACUCUGUUUACAGCAGCAUGACUCCUCUGUUCAUCGGCCCGACCGUUCUGCUGGUCAGUAAAGAGCCGAAGGUGAAGGAGAUGCUGUCCGCUCUGAGGGCCAGCCCGCAGAUUACUCUCCUGGGAGGCUGCGUGGACGACACCCUGCUGAGCGUCCAGGGCCUCGUCGGCUUCUCCAAGUUGCCCUCGGUGACGGUGGUCCAGGGCCAGCUGGUCAGCGGGCUGACCGUGCUCACCUCCCGCACGGCCGCCAUGUUGGGGCACCACCCGGCACGCCUGUCCCUCCUCCUGCAGCAGCACGUCAGGCAGCAGAGCCCCGAGGAGGCCCCCCCCCCUCCCCAGCAGGCCACAUAGGCCAACCCCCCCCCCACUCAGAGCCAAAAACCAUCUGGAGGCACGCUGCGUUUUUAGUCUGGUUUCCAGCUGACUGUCCACAGAAAAAGCUUCAUCUGGAACACACAAAGAGGAUCUGGGAUCUGCCGGGGGGGGGGGGGGGUAACUUUUACUGCCCCCCCCAGCCUCACAGUGGACUCAUUACAGGGACAGUCCUGCAGAAAUGUCAUUUCCACCAUUUAUUUAAAGUCAAUUUUCACGUGUGAAUAAAAUCCCGU
Messenger RNA from Menidia menidia (Atlantic silverside), 1023 nucleotides. The record is from the annotation of a GenBank genome assembly. NCBI's taxonomy places the organism in Eukaryota, Metazoa, Chordata, Actinopteri, Atheriniformes, Atherinopsidae.